This is a messenger RNA of Moneuplotes crassus, 2053 nucleotides long. NCBI's taxonomy places the organism in Eukaryota, Ciliophora, Spirotrichea, Euplotida, Euplotidae. The record is from the annotation of a GenBank genome assembly.
GUAGAGAUGAUUUGGGUAUUGUGGAGAAUUUGAGAGAGAUAUGGCUUCUUUUUGAGUUAAUGGUGAUGAAUCUAAAGUGGAUGAUAUAGAUCCUAAAUUAUGAUGAUCUAAGAAUUCUGGGAUUAAGAAAGGAAAUAACUCUGACCAAGAAGAAUCUCUAAAUUCUGACAGAGAAGAAUCUUCAAAAACUGAAUCUAAGGAAUCUUCCAGACCAGAGCUAGAGGAGACUGUUAAAUCAGAAGAAAAGGAAUCCUCGAAGCCAGAGCAAGAAGAAUCUUCAAAGAUAAACCUUGAAGAGUCUCUAACGAUUGAUCCAGCUAUGCCCUCAGAAACCCUGGAACCUUCCUCUCAAGAUACAAAGCCAGAUGAGCCAAGUGCUACAGACCCUGAACUUCAGCAACCUGAACCUGAGACUCAGCUUGAUAGCUCUAUAGAAUCUCCUAUAGAGUCUUCUAGCCCGAGAAGAUCUCCUAAUAAUGAGAAGAACAGCUUUGCUUAUAAAUUUAGAAGAGCACCUUAUUUUGAGCCUUUGCAAGUGAUUGUGAGUGAAAUUCAGAAAUUUUCAGAGUACCUUCCAAAAAUCAUAUUUUAUUUUAAAGAAAAAUCUGAAAUAUCUGAUAUUUUGACUGAGAAAGUUAAUAAAGAAUUUGCUUAUGAUGAAGGACACCAAACUUCAAAUACAGAGCCAAAGCUCCAAGAUAAAUCUACAAACAAGCAUAAAGGCUUAGUUAAAGUCUGCACUGGCCCUGAUUUAGUAUAUUUUGAAAUCGGCCGACAAAUGUCAGACUUUGGUACAAUGAAGAUAUUCACUGAUGAAGAACAUUUCUUCAGCAAACCCUUUGCUAAAUUUUUCCACAAUAAAUACGAAGUUACUGUUGAAGAAACCUUUGAGAUUCAAGGUGUUGAUGCUCUUGUUGAGACUUUUGAAGAAGUCACUACAAAGCCCAUGAGUCUUGCUCCACACAGCGAGGAUUUUAGAAAACAAAUGUCGAUAAAAAUUGAAAGAGCUAUAUCUAAAAUCCAAGAUAAAAAAAGAAGAGAGGAAGAUCAUUUAAUGAGUUGAUGCUAUUUUAAUGACACCUGGAGGCCUCAACCUUAUAAUAUCAUGGUCAAAAAGCUCCCAUUCUUGACUCCAUCGAAACUCUUAGCGAUGAAUAUAUUUUCCGAAGCUGAGUUUAAUAUCAAAGAGAUAAAUAAUAAGACACUGAUUGAUGCAAAUUACAAAGAGUUUAUGAGACAUUUCUUGAAGAAGUUCUACUUGACCUUCAAAGAAGUCCACACUUAUGAUGCUAAGAAGUUCAUCAAGAAGCUUGAAGAGAUCAUGGAGUGUCAACUUACUGAGUUCCUCAAUGCUCUCAACAAAGAGAUGGAUGAUAACAAAAAGCAUGCCUUUUUCCUAUUCAUAAGGAACUAUCUUUUUGAUAAAAAGAUCAUUUCAGGCCGCCUUAUGCAUCUCUGGGUCACCACUGAGAUGGGCGAUUCUAAAGAAAAGAUGGCUCAAAGCUUUAAUGUUAAUAUAUGCCUUGAAGAUUUGGAAGCUAUGAUCACAGAUUUGGAUAAAAAUACAUCCAAGUUUGUUGUGAAAGGUCAUCAACUCUUUGGCGAAAUCGAGACCUAUGCAAUGACGUGUUAUUAUAUUAUCAAGUUAUUGCUGUCGAAGAAUUUCUCUGGAGAGGAGCCUCCAUAUAGGACGGCUAGGGAGAUGAUCAAAGAUCUACAUAAUGCUUUAAAAAAUUAUUAUAACAGUAAUAAUGUCACGACAGAGGAGAAGGUAAUCAUCAAGAAAGAUCAUAAAGUCAAGUAUCUUAUAGUAGAGAUCCUUAGAAAAAGAGAAGUUUGGAAUUAUGAAUUCGGCAAAAUGUGAAUCAGUCUUCCGAAAGCUCAUGAAGUUUUGGAGAAUAUGCAAGACAGUACUUUUGAAAUUAAGAAAGACCAAAUAAUUAGCGAUAUCAAAUCUGUUAUCAGUGAUGAAAGUAAUUAAAAUUUUAUCAAAAGAGCAAAGGUUCUUGCUAUUCUCAGAAUAGAUCGGCCAUCACAAACCCAAUCAGGAUAU